CUCCAUCAAAAUCCUAAACAAACCCUUAAUUGCUAUGAUUUUGUCUUAACCAUUCAAAUAUCAAGGGAGAUAUAGUUUAUGAUAAGUUAGGCAGUCAAAGUUUGUAUAUUUAACAACUUAGUUACAAUUUUAAUUGAAGAACAAUAAUAAAAAUAAAACCAACACACAAAAUUGCAGCUAUAAUUUUAGUCCAAAAGUGAUUUGAAUGAAGCAAGCUUUAAGUAUCAAUGUUAGGGGACAAGAGAUAAAAUGAAGAUGAAGAUAAUAAAAUACUGUGUCUUUGGAAGUGCAACACGUGUGUAUGCCACUCUCCCUCACACAAAAUAUCCAUGUAACAUAACAAGAAGACCCUUAUCUUUGUCUCUAAUCUCCACCACUUUCUCUGCUUUAAUCUUCUCACUUCCUCUUCCACCUUCCUAUUCUUCUCCUUCACCUUCUUCAAAACGUCCAAUAGCAGAUUUCUCUGAACUCCCCAAUUCUGGUGGUGUUAAGGCUUUGGAACUCCUUGUUGGUUCAGGUGAAGUUCCUCAAGAUGGAGACCAGGUUGAGAUUCAUUACUAUGGUAGACUUGCAGCAAAACAAGGAUGGCGUUUUGAUUCAACCUAUGACCACAAAGAUGAGAAUGGUGAUCCUAAUCCUUUUGUCUUUGUCCUUGGCUCUGGUAAGGUAAUUGCUGGAAUUGAUGUGGCAGUGCGAUCAAUGAAAGUCGGUGGUAUUCGUAGAGUCGUCAUACCUCCAUCACUUGGGUAUCAGAACACAUCACAGGAACCUAUCCCACCUAAUUUCUUUGACAGGCAGAGGCUGUUCACUACCAUUUUUAAUCCGACUCGACUUGCAAAUGGUGAAGGUUCAACUUUAGGGACACUUAUAUUUGAUAUUGAACUGGUUGGCUUGAGGCAUCAGUGAAUUCAGAAUGAUCCAGCAAUCUAGUAAACAAACAAACACUUUCUUUUUUACGAGGGGUGGUCAUAUAGUGUAACUGUACAUGUACCAGCAUUUAUAAAUUUGUGAAUUGCAGAAUAGUAUUAAUGAAAUUUAUAUUUAAGGAACCCAGGUAGUAUAUUGCUUGAUUUUUGGACUCAUAUGGCUUUGCUUUAGAAACCAAUUCAAUGAAAUGGUACACUGGUGACUGGUUUACCUUUUCCGAAA
Molecule: messenger RNA, 1149 nt
Organism: Medicago truncatula (barrel medic)
Lineage: Eukaryota; Viridiplantae; Streptophyta; Magnoliopsida; Fabales; Fabaceae
Product: peptidyl-prolyl cis-trans isomerase FKBP17-1, chloroplastic
Exons: 4
Coding region: 250-906 (218 amino acids)
Molecular function (GO): peptidyl-prolyl cis-trans isomerase activity
Source: RefSeq, a predicted model, not a curated record